AUGCAAACUCCUCGAAUAUUGUCAAACAGCAGCAAUAAUACAUCGCUAAAUCGUGAAAGCGAACAAGACAUGUUCGUUACCUAUUAUCCACUUGCUCUUGUUGUUUCUGGAAGUUUAUUUAAUCUUGUUACUUUUGGCAUUCUCUGGCGACCAGCUUUUAGAGACACACGCAAACGACCAACCAUUCACUAUAUGCGUACAAUAGCGAUCUUUGAUAUUCUCAUGUUAUAUGUGGAUACUCANAUGUUCGUUACCUAUUAUCCACUUGCUCUUGUUGUUUCUGGAAGUUUAUUUAAUCUUGUUACUUUUGGCAUUCUCUGGCGACCAGCUUUUAGAGACACACGCAAACGACCAACCAUUCACUAUAUGCGUACAAUAGCGAUCUUUGAUAUUCUCAUGUUAUAUGGUUGGAAUUUCGAUCACUUUCUUUAUGGAGCAUAUGGAUUUACUCUUAGUGGAUACUCAGUACCAUUCUGUAAGAUUUUCUCGUUUUGGAAUUACUUUACAUGUCAAGUUUCUGCUUGGCUGCGUGUCUUCAUUUGUCUCGAUCGAUAUUUAUCAUUAAGUUAUCUUCAUAAAACAUGGUUUAGCCAAUCAAAAAAUGUUCUUACUAUUAUUGCCUGUAUCGUUUCAGUCUUUACCAUCAUUAAUUUUCACUUGUUUAUAUUCGCCUGUUAUAAUAAUCCAGAUGGUACACUCAAUAAGGGGUCUUACGUCUACCGUGUAUAUCCAUUAUGGGAUUAUUUAAAUCUCGCUCUUUACAACUGUGUACCAUUUAUUUUUAUGUUUAUAUUCAAUAGUGGUGUCAUUUAUCAUUUAUUUCGUAUUCAUCAGAAUAGUUUAGUUCAAAAUUCUCGAAUUCAACAUCGUUCUAUAUCAAUAACAUUAGUCAUCACAACAUUUUUGUUUGUAAUAAUGACUGUACCAGCAACUAUAUUUUAUGCAUUUUUUUUCCAAACUUCGAGUUACUUUAUCCUACACUUUUUCGAUUCGAUUCUUUACACAUAUCAUGUACUAUCAUUCUUUCUAUACUUUAUUACAUUUCCGGAAUUUCGACGAGAAACUCUAAAAUUGGCAAUAUGUAAUAAAUGGCGCAACACUCAAUCCCUAUCAACUGUUACGAAAUUUUCCACUGCUCCAGCGCAACUGGACGAAAUAUGA
Messenger RNA from Rotaria socialis, 1161 nucleotides. The record is from the annotation of a GenBank genome assembly. Lineage: Eukaryota; Metazoa; Rotifera; Eurotatoria; Philodinida; Philodinidae.